GCAGGCACCGGGCCCCCAGGCGGGGGCGACAGGCACCGGGCCCCCAGGCGGGGCGACAGGCACCGGGCCCCCAGGCGGGGCGACAGGCACCGGGCCCCCAGGCGGGGCGACAGGCAUCGCCCCCAGGCGGGGCGACCCCAGGCGGGGCGACAGGCAUCGGGCCCCCAGGCGGGGCGACAGGCAUCAGGCAUCGGGCCCCCAGGCGGGGCGACAGGCAUCGGGCCCCCAGGCGGGGCGACAGGUCUCGGGCCCCCAGGCGGAGCGGCGGGCGCCGGACCCCCCCCAGGCGGAGCGACAGGUCUCGGGCCCCCAGGCGGAGCGACAGGCAUCGGGCCCCCAGGCGGAGCGGCGGGCGCCGGACUCCCAGGCGGAGCGACAGGUCUCGGGCCCUCAGGCGGAGCGGCGGGCGCCGGACCUCCAGAUGGAGCGACAGGUCUCGGGCCCUCAGGCGGAGCGGCGGGCGCCGGACCCCCAGCUGGAGCGACAGCGGGCACCGCGUCAUCUGGCAAGGCAGUGGGCUCCGAGUCA
Messenger RNA from Staurois parvus, 528 nucleotides. NCBI's taxonomy places the organism in Eukaryota, Metazoa, Chordata, Amphibia, Anura, Ranidae. The record is from the annotation of a GenBank genome assembly.